This is a messenger RNA of Hippocampus zosterae (dwarf seahorse), 4098 nucleotides long. RefSeq names its product nei-like DNA glycosylase 3 (gene neil3). Gene Ontology annotation, cellular component: nucleus. NCBI's taxonomy places the organism in Eukaryota, Metazoa, Chordata, Actinopteri, Syngnathiformes, Syngnathidae. Gene Ontology annotation, molecular function: damaged DNA binding; DNA-(apurinic or apyrimidinic site) endonuclease activity; zinc ion binding. Gene Ontology annotation, biological process: base-excision repair. The record is from RefSeq and is a predicted model, not a curated record. The transcript is spliced from 10 exons. The coding region runs from base 90 to 1652 and encodes 520 amino acids.
CGCAUGCGUCAAACUGAAUAAAUGGCGGGGACGGCGACAACAGUUGAAGUGCGAUAGUGCUUGCCAGCGAUUAGCGUUUAAGUUUGAAAAUGGUUGAAGGUCCUGGGUGUACAUUAAACGGCGAGAAGAUACGUUUGAGGAUCCAGAAAGGACAACGAGUGAAAGAGAUGCGGGGCAGUAUGUUCACAACGAAGGGAGUUGAGCAGGAAAGAAACAACGCCAUCCAAAGGCUGAAAGGCUGUCAAUACACCGGUGUCGAUACCCUGGGGAAAGAGCUAUUCUUGUAUUUUGGCCCUAACGCGUUGAGAGUACACUUUGGCAUGAACGGCUCUAUGCGAAUCAACACCCCAGAGAGGAAACAUGGCGGUGGCAGAGGCUCCGUCCCUGUGCUUGAAAUCCACCUGGCCAACGACAUUGUACGCUUCUUCGACAGCACAGUGGAAUUGAGGUUGAGUGACGACUGUAAUCAGCGUGUGCGAGGCCUUCAGUCCCUGGAUGUUUGUUCUCCGGCAUUCAUCCCCUCACGCUCAGCUGAGGCAGCAAGAUGCCAUCGUGGCAGGAUGCUCUGUGACGUCCUUCUCGACCAGGCCGUCAUGCCGGGGGUGGGCAACAUCAUUAAAAACGAAGCUCUUUUCGACGCGGGCCUACACCCGGCUGUGAAGGUGGAGCAGCUGUCAGACGAGCAGCUUCACCAUUUGGUAAAGAUGACGCGCGAUUUCAGUCUUCUCUUUUACAAGUGUCGCAAGUCUGGAACUGCGCUAUGCACACACUACAAAGUCUACAAGCGUUCCUGGUGCGGCCGCUGCUCCGGCACUGUCACUGUCUGUCGUCUUGGUGACAACGCGAGGAUGACGUACUUCUGUGACCGCUGUCAAGGGCGUAACACCGGCAGCAUCCACAUCAGGAACACCCUGAUUGCCUGGGCAAGCAGUGGGGGAGCAGCCAAUGAGAAUGUGGCAAAGAGGGAGGAAGAGGACUGGGCGUGUCACCUAUGCACCCUCCUCAACCAGUCUGCUGCCAAAAGCUGUGACGCCUGCCUCACGCCCAGAGCUCCGGUCCACAAAGAGGGCACCUCUGCGCCCUCCUCCACAGAUCUGGUGCGGUAUCCCUGCACUGCCUUCACAAAACCCCAAGAGGAGCGCAAACUGAACUGGCGCUCUGCUUUCGGGACAUCCACCUUGCUUUUCUCCGACUUGAGCAAGGCGCCUGAGCUGUCUCGUGGGAGAACGCCGGCCUCAUCCAGUCAGCCAUGCAAGAAAAUGAGAAUUGAUGCUGGUCCCUCUAACAAGAUGGGUGCACACACAACUGCAGAGAUGGAACGUGGCCAAUCCAGCCCAUCCAUCCCCCCCUUGUGUGCGUCCCAUGGUCGCCUAGCUCUCCUGCGAGUGGUCCACAAGGACGGUGAGAAUAAAGGACGGCUGUUUUACACCUGUUCACUGCCCCGGGAGGGAAAGUGCAACUUCUUUGAGUGGGCUGACUUACAUUUUCCCUCCUGUCACCAUGAAAAACGGUGCGUGAUGAGGACUGUGCUCAAGCUGGGCCCCAACAACGGCCGCAAUUUCUACACUUGCGGCUUCCGAAAGGGUAAACAGUGCAAUUAUUUCCAGUGGGUGGAGGGUGGACCUGGCGUUUCUAUCCUGCCAGGCUCUUAGUGUCAAUUUAGUACCAAAAUUAGGUUUGAAUGACAAAAACCCCACAUUGACUUUAAAAAUGGAAUCUAUGGAUAAUACUGCAUUUAACUUAUUCCUGUCAAUCAUGGGUGUGCAUUGUGGAUAUUUCAUCUCUCUAUUAUGAGUUAUAAAGAUUUUAUGUAUAAAUAUAUAUUAAAGACACUAAAACAAAGCCAUACCUGAGUUAUUAUUUUAAUGCUGUCAAUAUCUUUCCAAAAUCUUUGAUUAAAAAAAAAAAUUUAAAAACAGUCUACUGACUUGAGAAGUGGUGCGUUGGACUCCCCGUUUGACACCAUGUAGUGAAACUGCAAAAAUCCAUCCACCUUGUUACAAGCUGCACCUUUUUAAACAGAGCAAAAGCAAAUGAUUGGUUUUGAUGUCCCGGACAUUGUCUCUCAGAUAAGUAAUAAUCAUGUUUGGCAUCCAUGUGUGUAUGUGAAUCCAAAAACUCACCAUAAUGGCCUGUCGAGUUAGCACAUAUGAUCGCCCCAAAAAAGUCAGCGUAAUGCCUCUUAAUCCUGGAAAUGGCCAUCUUGCAGGCUGCCGAGGGAUCCAUCCCGGUCCUCAUCAGCUCAACCGCCAAGUAACUGUCGGCAGUGUGGCAUUGGAUCGUGUCAGGCCAACUAACGAGGGCUUGUCAAGGCUACUAACCGUGCUGUCGCAGUAAGCUCGGGGUGCAUUGCUGUCCCUCAAGGCGGAAUCUGCGCUAACACUCUACAUAGGACAAAUUAAUGGAAUGACUCCUAGGUUAAUGUUUUGUAAUUUCGAGGGUAAAACUGUAUUUUUGAGCAAAGCAAUUCCCGUUACGUAAAGUUAUUUCUACAAGAACAGAAUCCUUUUAAGAUAGACAGUGGUAAAUUAAGAAAAAACUGUUGUAAUCUUUUGACAGUAAUCAUAGUUUUCAGUCAAGUCAUAACGAGUUUUUUUCCCAUUUUGGGAACAAAAAUUAUAUAUAAGAAAAAUAUAAAUAUAUAUAUUUCGUCCUGCAAAAAUAGUUCAGUCAAUCUUAUGGGAAUUAAGUUAUUUUCUUUUAGACAAAAGGUUGAAAUCGUUUGAUAAUGAAACUGUAUUUUUGAGGAAAAAAAAUUGUACAUUAAUACCAUUAUUUCUCUCCCCCCAAAAUUUGCAGUACUAAAAAACUAAAAAGGGCAAAUUUGCAUUCUGAAUAUUUUUGGGAUAGUUAUUAUCGUACAGCAAUGAUUGACAGCUUGCAAAAUUGUUGCCAUUUCCUUUAAAAUAAAAACAAAACAUAAUCUUAAGAGAGAAAAAUAGAUUUUGAGAGAAAAAGCCUGAAUCAUAGGAGAACAAAUGGAGCUUGAACUAAACGUACACACGUGACAGUUUUGGCCAAUGCAGUCUUUUUUUCUCUCAGCCCCCUGAAUACUCUUACUGUUAUACAAUCAACCUAAAAACACAGGGAAGCUACCUGGGCAGAAAGCGCAUCAUGAGGUCCCCGUUUCCAGUUGCAGCGGCGGCUCCUGCCAAGCUGUCAGCGUACGCUCCUGCCCCGACUAUAGGAGAGUCCCCUACUCGACUGUGUAUCGGGAUACAAAAUGUCUGAGUAUACCGUUUGAACAUUCACAUUUGCUACUGCAGUUAGAAUAGUUAACAUACCCUGGAACUUUAUGAGUGAGCCCAUUGGUGGACGUCCCCGCAGCCACAUGGCCAUAUUUAUCAAAUGCGAUCAUACCUGGCAAAUAAUAAAUAGAUCAAUCAAAUGGAAUUAAAGCUGCAAUCAUUUGGGUACAUUCCGGAGUAAGAGUUUACCAAAGUGCAAGCCCUGGAUUUCGCCCAAAAUAGCUGACUUCAUGUUGAGUGUGUAACUGCUGUACAGAGUUCUAUUUUUCGAACUUCAAACUGGGCACCCCUAAGUGAAUUAUGGGGAAACAUAUGUGGGACUCCUAAAAUACUAACAUUUUUCACCACGAUACAGACGCUUGAAAAGCAUGGGUAAAUUCACUAGAAGAUUUUUUACAAACCCUGGAAUUUGCCCAAAAUGCCUGCUUCAAACGAAAAUGGCUGCUCCUGUUACAUUUUGUGCCUGGGUUUAUGAGAUACAGUAAUAUGUAUCGAUAGCCCAUUCCACCCACAUUUACAGUUAAUAUGCUUUCCUUUGGGGCCCUACUGAGCGAAUUUUGGAUAGUUACGUUUGGGACCCUGAACAAAGAAAUGUUAAAAAACAAAAAAAGAAGAAAGGAGCAGUGAGUAGGAAUCAGUGACGUCCGGUGGUUAAGCUUGAUCUUGCCACUGUGUAAUAUGGAAGCAAGGUGUGCAUUUUAGGUCCUCAGAACAAUCUGGAAAUAUCAUACUUCAUGUCAUGCAAAUCCCUAAGAAACCCACCUAUGGUGUCGUGGGAGCGAAUAUCAGCAGGAAGUUGCUUUUUCUGUUCCAGCUUCACUUGCGGCUUGUAGGGAGGACAUGAUUUGGA